Paramecium octaurelia is the source of this 430-nucleotide messenger RNA. NCBI's taxonomy places the organism in Eukaryota, Ciliophora, Oligohymenophorea, Peniculida, Parameciidae. The record is from the annotation of a GenBank genome assembly.
AUGAUGUCAUAAAUGGCAUGUCCUGAGGAUUUUUCCCCUAAGCCUAUCCUGCCGCCUGAGGGACUGAGAUAGACUUAGAAUGAGCAUGAUGGCAUUGAAGGUAUCAGCAAAAAAAGGAAAAGUGUUAUUUCGGUUGCCUUCAUUGAAUAUUUUCACAGAUUAGAAAAGAUAAUAUACUAAGUACUUUAAGUAACCCCAGGACAUCUGCAUGUUCAAUAUCUGAAAUUACAAAAAGAACUCACUGUGAAAUGUGUAAAAUUAGAUGCUUUCAAUCAAAAAAUAUAAUAACCGAUUUUAUAUAGAACUUUCAAUAAUGUGGAUAUGUGUUGUUUCUACAAAAUUAUAAAGGAAACUUUACAUAGAAUGCAAACAUGAAUGAAAACAGGAUGUAAAAACUACAAUUUUGAUUGAUCAAUAUCGAAUAUCAUGA